UUUUGACAGAUGCAGAAAUAGAAAAAUAAGAAAAGCAUACGGAGCGGAAUUGUUUGCUGGUUUGUUUGUGGCUUUCCUUGAAAUAAGUGCAAAAUCUCUGCAAAUCUUCGUCAUCAUGUUGAUCAAAGUGAAGACCCUGACCGGCAAAGAAAUUGAAAUCGACAUUGAACCCACGGACAAAGUGGACCGGAUCAAGGAGCGAGUGGAAGAGAAGGAAGGCAUCCCCCCGCAGCAGCAGCGGUUGAUCUUUUCCGGCAAACAGAUGAACGAUGACAAAACCGCCCAAGACUACAAAGUCCAAGGAGGGUCCGUGUUGCAUCUGGUCCUUGCUUUGCGUGGAGGGUUACUGCUGUGAACUGGCGAAGAUGGACUAGAUUGGCGUUCCGCGGACAGUUGCGCGGGUCCGGAUUACUGUGGUGUGUCUCUAUCGUCUCAUUGUUUUGCUUAAUGCUAUUGAUUUGGAAAUGUGUCACUGAAUAAAACCACGACAUAAUCAAUCAAA
Messenger RNA from Anopheles coluzzii, 502 nucleotides. RefSeq names its product NEDD8 (gene Nedd8). Gene Ontology annotation, molecular function: ubiquitin protein ligase binding; protein tag activity. Gene Ontology annotation, cellular component: nucleus; cytoplasm. The transcript is spliced from 3 exons. Bases 116 to 355 code for a protein of 79 amino acids. Lineage: Eukaryota; Metazoa; Arthropoda; Insecta; Diptera; Culicidae. Gene Ontology annotation, biological process: protein neddylation; modification-dependent protein catabolic process; regulation of proteolysis. The record is from RefSeq and is a predicted model, not a curated record.